AACACUUCUUCACUAUAUAACUUCAUUUUCAAGUACACACAUCUGAACCACACAUUUCAUUACCGCAGUGGUAACACCACUUGAACUCACUAGUUUUGCUUACUGAGUGGUACAUUGUAUAGCGGAGUACCCAGUUUCUACUUUUUUUCUUACAAUGGCUCUCCAAGCUGCUUCUUUGGUUCCUGCUUCUUUCUCCAUUCCUAAAGAGGGAAAAUCUAGUGCUUCUCUCAAGGACUCCACUUUGUUUGGUCUUUCAUUGUCAGAAUCUCUCAAAGCUGACUUCAGCUCUUCUGCAUUGAAGUACAAGAGGGAAUUCCAACAAAGAGCUGGUUCUGUGAGGGCUGAGACAGUGGCUACAACAACUCCAGCAGUUAACAAGUCUGCACCAGAAGGCAAGAAAACAUUGAGGAAGGGCAAUGUUGUGAUCACUGGAGCUUCCUCUGGAUUAGGCUUGGCCACUGCUAAGGCUUUGGCUGAGACAGGAAAAUGGCAUGUAAUUAUGGCCUGCAGGGAUUUCCUCAAAGCUGCAAGAGCUGCAAAAUCUGCUGGCAUAGCGAAGGAAAACUACACCAUCAUGCACUUAGACCUUGCCUCUCUUGACAGCGUUCGCCAAUUUGUAGAGAACUUCAGAAGACCAGACAUGCCACUUGAUGUGCUGGUUUGCAAUGCUGCUGUGUACUUACCAACUGCAAAGGAACCUACCUUCACUGCUGAUGGCUUUGAACUUAGUGUUGGGACAAACCAUCUAGGGCAUUUUCUCCUUGCGCGCCUGAUGCUUGAGGACUUGAACAAAUCUGAUUACCCUUCAAAGCGAUUGAUCAUCGUUGGUUCAAUCACAGGGAACACAAACACAUUGGCUGGAAAUGUACCUCCCAAGGCUAACCUUGGUGACUUGAGGGGACUUGCCGGUGGCUUGAAUGGACUAAACAGUUCAUCUAUGAUAGAUGGUGGAGACUUUGAUGGCGCCAAGGCAUACAAGGACAGCAAAGUGUGUAAUAUGCUCACAAUGCAAGAAUUCCACAGACGAUACCACGAGGAAACUGGAAUCACAUUUGCUUCACUCUACCCAGGUUGCAUUGCCACAACAGGCUUGUUUAGAGAGCACAUUCCCUUGUUCAGAACCCUCUUCCCUCCAUUCCAAAAGUACAUAACCAAAGGCUUUGUCUCAGAAGAUGAAGCAGGAAAGAGACUUGCUCAGGUUGUGAGUGAACCAAGCCUAACAAAGUCUGGUGUUUACUGGAGCUGGAAUAAAGCCUCAGCUUCAUUUGAAAACCAGCUGUCACAGGAAGCAAGUGAUGCAGAGAAGGCUCGUAAGGUGUGGGAGAUUAGUGAGAAACUUGUUGGUUUGGCCUAAGUGAGAGGAGAUUAGUGAUACCUUGCACUUGCAUGUGGGAAAAUGACAUCUCAGAAGAGUAGAUAUUCUAUCAUUUUGAGUGCGCUAAUGAUGUUUUGUUUGCUAGGAACUUUUUUUGGCUUUGAUGUAGGGUGUCAAAUGGCUUUUGUUCAUCAAGACUCACAAUAAAAUCAUUCAACCAUGUGGGUGUGGCGAAGUUGCUCAUAAACCUUCUGAAAUAACUGUGUAUAGUAACUACAAAUAGUAGUUUGAGGUGUUAUUUUCAUUGCCUAUCUUGGGUCUCAUUAAUUUUUUUUUUCAUUAAUAGUUAUUUAAGUGAACUCAAAAUCAAAUGGUUUAAUUAAGAUCUUGCUUCAUAACAAAUCAAUUGCACAAGCAACAUGCAGGAAGCACCAGAUAGGGGUUUUCUUCCUUUGAAAAAGUAGCAAGUUAAUUAGUUAGAUGGAAAUAUUAAUAAAAUUAUGAGUGGGAUAAUAAGUUUUUCAUACAUAAUCUUAUUUAUCUUGUUCUUUUUAUUUUCCCUUAGUGCUCACUGCAGAUCGUGUCUGAUUUAUUUUAGAAAAUUAUUAUUAUUUUUAAAUUCUCUCGAGAUAUUACUUAAAUUUUUUUUGUUAACCAAGAGAGAAGCUAACUGUAACAUUGUUUUUAAAGGUAUGGCAGAAUGAACCUAAUAGGUAAAAAAAAAAAGUUCUAUAUUCUAGCCUUGCGAUGUCAUAUAGCUACCCCUUAUUCUAAUUUAAUCAUAAAUUUUAAUCCUUACAAAAUAAGGGUGUUAAGAAUGUACUCCCUUUGACCUUUUUUAUUAAAAUUCUUUUUGAGAUUUUAGUUGAUCCUUGAUAUAAAAUCAUUUACAAAGUUUUAGAAACGAUUACUAUUUUUUUCCACAUAUUUACCUUAUAUUUUUUAACCUUUCAAACAUCUUAACAAUUAAUGUAAUAAUUGAGUUUAACUUUAAUUGAGGAUAAACAUGGAAUGCUAUUAUCAAUUUUUCAAAUGCCUAAUAUGAUAUUUAGAUACAGAUGAUCUUAGACCAAAAGGAAAAAACAUGAAGAGCUGGAACCAUGCAUCAUUGUUUACUCCGAUACAUAUCAUAUUACAUUUCAGAGCCAAAUUUCCGGAGUUGGUUUUUGUUCAUAUUUACAAAAUAUGUCAGAAUACAUCAUGUAUCAAGUGACUCAAAGUUCAUAGCCCGGGAACUUCGCCAUUUGUGGAUGAAUCAUGUCUAAACAGGUACAUGCCAUUCCUCCAAGACCUUCAAACAAGGAGUAAGGACGAUCUCCCCCGUGCAUCUUUCCUUCUGAGAUCAAUUUUUGUGCUCUAUCAAGAAGGAAACAAGCAAAUGCUUUAGCCUUGUACAAGUACUCCAUUUUUCCUGUCAAUCUGUACAAAGAAAGAAAGACAUAGGUGUUCCCACUUAUGCCAUGAGACAUUCCAACUCGCUUAAGCAGACCCCUAUUCCAUACUACUUCUCCUGCAUCUUCAGCUGCUUGCAAAAAUUCUGUGUCCCCAAAAACCUAAUGGUUAUGGUAAGGAAUCUAGUCAUGAGAUCUGAGCAUGUAUUUGAGAUGUCGGCAAAAGAAUAAUUGCAUAAAUUCUACUAUGUAAAACAAAAGCAACCCAGAAGCAGUAAAUAAUUCCAUGCUUGUACUCGGGAGUAUGACUUCUGAUGUAAAUAAAUUUGUUCAAAAAAUGAAUUACUCACAUUAUUUAGUAACUGAACCGCCCAUAAUUCAGUCUCCAUACCACCAUAAGCAUUAACUACUAUUAGUUAUUCAUAUUUUUCAAAUGAAACAAUAAACUACAAAAUCCAUUGCGACUAAAUUCAUGCAGAUCAUCAAUUUACCAGCUCCUUUACAUCUUAUAGACUCUGCACGCAGUUUGCAUUUGAAUCUGGCAACUAAAGAAAAUAUUACCUCAGCUGCUUUUACAAGUGUAAGAGCAACUCCAGGAGCACCAUGACACCAAUGCACAAGCCGGUCAGAUACACUUCCUUCACUGGAGAGAUAGUUGCCACUUGGAAAACGAUUCUUAAUCAUGUAACGUAGUGUACCCUUGACAUCUUCCACCUCAUGUGGCUUGAGUUCCAUGUCCAUCAAAACAUGCAUAAUUCCUGCAAGUCCAUGAGCAGCACCCCAAUAUUUCUUCCCAUGCCAUUCAUACAUCAAAGGACACCUUCCCUUGUGAGCCAAUUGUCUACCAGCUGUAAUAACUUCAUCUACAACUGAUCUCUAUAAAAUUUAAAAGCCCGUAUU
Molecule: messenger RNA, 3606 nt
Organism: Abrus precatorius (Indian licorice)
Lineage: Eukaryota; Viridiplantae; Streptophyta; Magnoliopsida; Fabales; Fabaceae
Product: protochlorophyllide reductase, chloroplastic
Exons: 5
Coding region: 155-1354 (399 amino acids)
Molecular function (GO): protochlorophyllide reductase activity
Source: RefSeq, a predicted model, not a curated record